ACAUGUAUUCUAUUUUUAUAUAUUUUUUUUAAUUUAGCUUAAUUUUGCAGCUUGGAAAGGGAACGAACGACAAACUUAACAACAAAAGAGCGCCGGUUGGGAACAGGGUGCUGGAAAAGCACAAGACUUUUCAAUAAUCCAUUUGUGUUAGGGUUUGGUCUCUCUCAUCUCAUCUAAACCACCGCGAUCAGAAGAAACACACACCUGAAUAGCAAUUGCGACACGCCGAAGCAUCAUUCAUAGUCAAUUCCCCACCUCCGGCGACCCAUUUCGAUGGAGACAUUGUUUGGAAACUAGGGUUAGAGGGAGCUUUUGCUUUGGAUCAUAUAGGGGGUCUGCUGGAGCAAAUGAGAUUAUGAUUUUGUAGUUUUGCUCAGUGAUUGUGAGAAGGUUCUUGGGCAAAAUGACAAUAUCCAAACACAGCUUUUCUCGAAUUGACACAUUGGAGCUGAAAGCUCUGAUUGUUAGGAAGGUUGGUCAUCAAAGAGCUGACAAGUACUUUGAUCAGCUUCGAAGAUUAUUGAGUUCAAAGAUAAGCAAGUCAGAGUUUGACAGGAUUUGCACUGUGAUAAUUGGGAGGGAAAAUAUCCCUCUUCACAAUCGACUCAUUAGAGCAAUUUUGAAGAAUGCUUGUCUGGCUAAAGUCCCACCUGUGAGAGGCUCUGCAAGAGUUGGGAGUGCCACCAGUGUAAAAGAUUCAAAUGGGUCGCAGAGAGGCUCUGCUCAAUCGCUGUUUGGGGAAGCAUUUCCUCCUUCCAUGCGGAGGAUCAGCUCUUUGGCUGCUCGAGACUGUAGGUUCAAGGGACGCCAUAAUGCUUUUGGGCCGCUGGGCAAGCCUCAUUUUGGUCUUGCGUCUGAAGAAUUGGUAUAUAAGACACUGGAGCAGCAGAGUGCAACAGAACUGAAUUCCCUUGGCAGUAGACCUCCGAUUUCUGUUGAAGAGGGAGAAGAGGUUGAACAGAUGGCUGGAAGCCCCAGCAUUCAAAGUAGGAGCCCAGUUACAGCUCCUCUCGGUGUAUCCAUGAAUUUUGGUCGUGGUCGUAGACUUCAUUCUAAUGUAUCAUUAUGUAGCAAAGAUUAUCCAGAGACCUGUCACAGCAAUGGAUAUCUCCCUGACACUAGAUCUUUGAGGAAUUGUUUGGAGCAAAAGUUGGAGAAGGAGGGUUUAACUGCAACAGUGGAUUGUGUAAAUCUAUUGAAUAAUGCACUGGAUUCGUAUCUGAAGAGGUUGAUUGAGUCCUUUAUGGAUUUAGCUGGAUCAAGAUUUGGAAAUGAGCAUCUAAGACAGCAAAACAGACAGUUGGUAACCAGUUCAAAUGUAUUGCUACCUGGAAGAUGUAUGCAGACAGCAACAAGAUCUGCCAGUGCAUCUGUUUUAGAUUUUCGUCUUGCAAUGGAGUUAAAUCCACAAGUUCUUGGACCAGAUUGGCCCAUACAACUAGAGAAGAUUUGCAUACGUGCCUCUGAAGAGUGAAGCCCCCUUUGUUAGCUGUAGAUCAGAAAUUUACCGGUAGAUGAGAUCAAAAGGCAGGAGUUAGUCAUCUGCGAUUGUUGUAAGCUAGGAAUGUUGAAGCGUUUACUUCAGCUGACAUAAAUUUGGGUUUCUCUUUUCCUGAAGCUGCACAAUUUACCAAAACAGAAUAAACUAUAGCAUUUUACAUAUAAAGAUUGAUGAUUGCCAGGGAGUGAGUCAUGUUAAUAAAAAAAACAUGUGAACCUCUAGAUAGGAUUAAGUUCAUUGUUUCAUACUUUCAUGAGGGUCACCAUUCUUCGAUAGUAUCCAGUUCUUCUUGUUUCUAUCUUUAUUUCUUUUCUGCUGUGCUUGUUUUAGUUCAACAAAUUUUCAAUGAAAUAUAACAAUGUUGAAUUCCAAGUUCUAAA
Glycine soja is the source of this 1881-nucleotide messenger RNA. RefSeq lists its product as uncharacterized. Gene Ontology annotation, molecular function: transcription coactivator activity. The transcript has 2 exons. Gene Ontology annotation, cellular component: SAGA complex. The record is from RefSeq and is a predicted model, not a curated record. Gene Ontology annotation, biological process: regulation of transcription by RNA polymerase II. The coding region runs from base 404 to 1474 and encodes 356 amino acids. NCBI's taxonomy places the organism in Eukaryota, Viridiplantae, Streptophyta, Magnoliopsida, Fabales, Fabaceae.